Molecule: messenger RNA, 602 nt
Organism: Hippocampus zosterae (dwarf seahorse)
Lineage: Eukaryota; Metazoa; Chordata; Actinopteri; Syngnathiformes; Syngnathidae
Gene: rps18
Product: ribosomal protein S18
Exons: 6
Coding region: 87-545 (152 amino acids)
Biological process (GO): translation
Cellular component (GO): cytosol; ribosome; small ribosomal subunit
Molecular function (GO): structural constituent of ribosome; RNA binding
Source: RefSeq, a predicted model, not a curated record
ACGAGAAGGACCGACUUCCGCCCAAGCGCGGUCAAACUGUCGCGAGAAUUGCGUCUCUUCCUCUUUGCGUUGAAGCGGCUUGCAAGAUGGCUUUGGUUAUCCCGGAGAAGUUCCAGCACAUUCUUCGUGUUUUGAACACGAACAUAGAUGGAAGGAGGAAGAUCGCCUUCGCCAUCACUGCUAUCAAGGGAGUGGGCAGACGCUACGCCCACGUGGUCCUGAGGAAAGCGGACAUCGACCUCAACAAGAGGGCCGGCGAGCUGACCGAGGAGGAGGUGGAGCGUGUGGUGACCAUCAUGCAGAAUCCUCGCCAGUACAAAAUCCCAGACUGGUUCCUCAACAGGCAGAAGGAUGUCAAAGACGGGAAAUUCAGUCAGGUGUUGGCCAACGGCUUGGACAACAAGCUGAGAGAAGACCUGGAGAGGCUGAAGAAGAUCCGAGCUCAUCGCGGCCUGCGCCACUUUUGGGGCCUGCGGGUGCGCGGUCAGCACACCAAGACCACCGGCCGCCGCGGUCGCACUGUGGGAGUCUCCAAGAAGAAGUAAACUGGCAGCGAGCAUCCUUUUCUUUGAAUAAAGCACCCCACCCCCCAAAAACGAAAA